Iphiclides podalirius (scarce swallowtail) is the source of this 234-nucleotide messenger RNA. NCBI's taxonomy places the organism in Eukaryota, Metazoa, Arthropoda, Insecta, Lepidoptera, Papilionidae. The record is from the annotation of a GenBank genome assembly.
AUGUUACGCGACAGUUACCAGACAUGGAGACGAGACGAGGUCAUGGUUUUCAACGUCAUUGACAUUAACUGGGCCCCGGUCAGACCUCAUGUCCACAACAGUAACCGAAUUACAGGGACCAGUGGUCCGAAGAUUCAUCCCUGGAGAGCUAUUGGCAGCAUCAAUGCCAUUAGAAUUCCACAUCUGGUUUGGGAAUUUACGAGCCUUGUGAUUUUUAGCGAAAGUCAUGCAAAU